CGGCAGUAGAUGGCAAAUUCCUUGACUUUGAAAAGAUCUUUUGAUUCUUCAAAAUGUCAGAGAGGCCAAUUUUUGAUCCUUUCGGGGAAAAUAAGCCAGAGCCCAGUGUGUCCAGGCAUCCCCAUGCUUCGCCCUUCUCUCUGGGCAAUCGUGAGCUCACCACUGUGUCCCUGAAAGUGGCAGAGGAUAGCCCGCUAUGCCACAAGCCCAGAGUGACCCUCUCCACCCAGCGCAGCAGUGCCCGCUUCGGAGCACCCAGCCACAGCCCCUUCUUCUGUAGGAACAACCCCCACCCACAGAGGGUCAGGCACAUCAAGGGUAUCAAUGACAAACAAAUCUGUGUUGUCAAUGAUGUCACCUUUGGCCAGAUGCCCCAGUACUGCUUGGGCAGGGUUCUGACCCCUGAGAAUAAUCUGGUGUUGCAGUCAAACAUGCCAACGGCGGCCAUCGGCACCAACAGCACUUACCUCCCUUUUGACGACCUCACGGGCCUCCAGUUCUUCCCCCUGAAGCAGAUGGAUUCCCCCUCUCUGAGGUUACAUGCACCUGCAUCCAGCUGUAUUCCCGUGGAGUACUAA
Molecule: messenger RNA, 578 nt
Organism: Coregonus clupeaformis (lake whitefish)
Lineage: Eukaryota; Metazoa; Chordata; Actinopteri; Salmoniformes; Salmonidae
Product: protein TBATA-like
Exons: 5
Coding region: 54-578 (174 amino acids)
Source: RefSeq, a predicted model, not a curated record